Messenger RNA from Cydia fagiglandana, 1938 nucleotides. RefSeq names its product titin-like. The transcript is spliced from 4 exons. The record is from RefSeq and is a predicted model, not a curated record. Lineage: Eukaryota; Metazoa; Arthropoda; Insecta; Lepidoptera; Tortricidae. The coding region runs from base 1 to 1938 and encodes 645 amino acids.
AUGGGCCUGGAGCAGCCGUCGCCGAGUCUGAAGGCAUGGUUGGCCGCCUUCAUAAGAAUAACGUCCCACGAAAUGGGGCUAGAGACAGAACUGCACCCUGAGGACGGCCCCUUCCUGGAGUUCCUCAGAGCCCAUUCAGCCAUCCUGAGGCCGGAAAAGCGACAGAGGGAAAGCCCGGACGCCCCUGCGGGAGCCGAAAAACGCACCUGCAGGAAGCGCUCGCCGCCAACAGACCCAAGAUUGCGCCGCCGCUCCAAGUCUGCAGGAGCGCCGGAACCUGAACAGCACCAGCCAUCUCCCUGGAAGGCCCCGUCCCCCAAGGAGAUGAUUAUGAUAGGCGGCCUACAGGUGUACAGGCGGAACCUUUUUAAGCCUCGCUCGCUACACCUGCCGGCAACCGAGGCCCCAGCCACAGCCACACAGAUGACGCCCCUCCCCUUACCCAAGGAGCUACUACAACAGAAGCAAGGCCCCCCGCAAGAGGAGCCCCAAAAACAAACUGAGGCCCCAGCCUCACAGAUGACGCCCCCCUCACUCAAGGAGCCACAACAGAAGCAGGGCCCCCCGCAAGAGGAGCCCCAACCACAGCGAUCCACAUCAAAAAGGCAGCAGAGGCAGGGCCCCAAGCCACCGGAGCCCCUACCAGAACCUCAGCCGCAACUAUGCCCCCCACCGGAAGGGCCAGACACCCAGCCGCCAGCCGGACCCAGCCAAGAGCCCCACACCAACCUGGGGCCCCCGCCACAAGCAGACCCGCAGACCUCAUACGCUUCCAAAGCCGCCGCGGCAGACACAGCCGAGGCAUCCAAGAAGCAGAAGAAGGCGCAGCAGCAACCCCAACCAUCACAACAGCCGCGCAAAGAAAAGUACCCGCACAUCGAGGCAGCGGUGCUGCCGCAAUGGUACAAAGUCUGCGAAGAAAUCGCGAAGGAAUUGGGCAGAGCACCGUACUCCAAGAAUAUGGGGAGAGGAGUUCGCUUCGAACCCCAAACAGCGGACGAAUACAGAUGCGUCUACAACCACUUAGAAAAACUGGAGCAAGCAGGUGUGCCGCUGGAGUGGCACGUAUACCAACUGGAUAAGGAGAAGCGUAUGAAGGUGGCACUGCGCGGAAUCCCAUCCGAUACACCAGUCGAAGAGAUCAAGAAGGCGUGCGAGGGGCUCGGCUACCCGGUCGAGUACGUCAAGCAAAUCAACGCGAGAGGGGGGAAACCGGGCUGUGUAUACUUCAUACAGCUCGCCGGACCCCCCAGAGACUUCACACACUUCUACCGGGUGACUGAGCUCCUCUAUAUGAACUCGGUGAAGAUUGAAGCAUGGAGGGACGCUGGAAAGCAGGCGCAAAAUCCCGCCCAACACCCAAGAAGCCGGGACCGGAGUCGAGGGCCAGCGUCCCCGCCCAACGUGGAGGAGUCAGCGCCAGCGUCCCUAAUGGCGGCGGCAAACGCUCCCACACAGCGGGGCGGCUGGGUCCAACCAGCAGCCUCGGUCCCCAAUAGUAACAAGAAGAACAAAAAGAAGAAGAAGAAGAAGCCAGUGGAAGCUCCUCCUCCUUCCAAAGAAGAGGCACCAGCCGGAACACCAGCUGCACCGGCUGACGAACAAGACUUGGCAGCCACGAUAGCUGCCUUGCUCCGGGCUGCUGCGGCCCAGGGACCACAAGCGGUCGCCAAGGCCCUCAGGACUACAUUACCCUCAGCUAGCAUUCACCCAAUCGUAGAUAAUUCAGUGCGUCCCCCUUUGCCCCCAUCACCCCCGGUACAAGGUACUGGGGGAGAGCGAGUAAGCAGGAUGUCAACAAAAACAGAAGUUAUGGACAGCUUCGUGGAUUUUUACUGUCCACAUCUACAUGAGCAAUGGCUCGAGUACAAGGCAAACCUAGCGACCGAAACCAACGUCGCUGAUCACACUGGAGCCCCCAACGGCGGCAGCCCCUGA